GAGAAAAAUUUCCUUGCCGGAGUGAGCGUUGGAGAGAGGAAAGCGGUGGGAUGGGGGAGAGAAGGGGUGGAAGUAGGGAAGUGAAAUUAGUGAAGUGGGGAUAUUAAAGAGGGGCUGUCUAUUUUGGGAGGAGGCCUGGAGAUGUGGAAGUUCAGCACUUGAGAAAAUGGAUAACGCGCUAAACCCAGACGCCCCCAGGGCAUUAACAAUAGUUGAUCUCCAUUCACUCCAACUCACCCCCUCCCAAGAAAGGACUGAUUUUGUCCGGGGUUUCAAAGAGAGGACGGCACCCACCAAGGAACUGGUGAGCAGUUAUAUCAUAAGACAUAGGAGCAGAAAUAGGCCGUUUGGACCAUCGAUUCUGCUUCCACAUUCAAUUAUGUCUGUUUCCUUUUUCCCCUCUCCUCAGCCCCACUCCCCGUAACCUUUGAUUCCAUGUCCAAUCCAAAACCUAACAAACUCUGCCUUAAAUACACCCAACGACCUGGCCUCCACAGCUGCCUGUGGUAACAGAUUCACCACCCUCUGGCUAACGAGAUUUCUCCGCAUAUCAGUUGGAGCUGGGGAGGGGAUAUUUGCAGGAGUCAAUGGCGACUGGAGCAGUGGGCAGACAGCCAGAUCUAAAGGACAAAUGGUCCAAUGGGCAGGGCAGAAAAAGUUCGGUUCGGGACCACGUGAUGAAGGGGGGCUGCCGGGGAGGUCAGCUGAUCCUUACGAUGGCUAUGGUGAGUCAGAGUGUUGGGAGGGGCAGGACUGGCAGCUUAAAGUUCCGAGCUGUACAAGUUUCAGGUGUAACGUAAAGGAUUUAAGUCAGGAGCGGGAGUCACACCUCUGAAUAUAGAGAUUGACCUGUGGGGGGGGGGGGGUGCCGCAGGGAUCUUCCAAUGAGGCUACGGAGGCAAAACGGAUCUCUGCACCGGGGUAUACAGUCAAUGGCCAAAGUGAAUUGGAGGGACAGAUGUCGCCAAUGGCAGCAAGUUGGAAGGGUAGUGGGUUACCUGAGAAUCUUAACUUUCCCCGUGUGUUCAGGUAAACUCCCUCAUUACCGCCCCUUCCUCAGUGUAAGCUGCGCUGCUGCUUCUCCCAUAGCGUGACUGUCCUUAGAUACCGAUCUGCCAUGGAUCCCACGGGUUUCUGGAGGUCUUGGGGGGGUUCUGUUUACACCCGACACUAUGGGUGACCUAGAUGGGCAGGGAGUUGUGAAUGAAGGUUCUUCCGUCAGGAGGUCUCCCCGUUCUCCCACUUCCUCCACCUCCCAUCCCCUCUCCACCCGCUUCCCCCAACAAUAAUCUCGCUCUCCUUACCCUCACAGAUCACUGGGCCAGUUAAUGGCCGUUUGGCCAAUGGGCCCCUACCUACAGAUCGACCCACUCGGCAGGGGGAGGGGCUCCAGCAAGCUGCCCCCCAUCAGCUCCGAAACCCCCGGCUUUUCCAAGCUGGAUGUGCUGAAAGAACGGCUGCAGCAGAGGCUGGAGAGGGAAAGACAGGCUAAACUGACAGCCAUGUACCGACAACAGUACCACCAGGCUUUGCUCCGACUACGGGCCACCUGCCUCCCCCAGGCUCCCCGCCCACCACAGCCUUACCGCGCCGAAGAGCAACAGCCCAGCUGGUUACCAGGGGCCAAGCGGUGCCCAGGUAUCGACAGAUCCCAGCCCCUGAAGCCCAUCGACAGAGCAGUCGGACCCUGCAGCGACGUCAGCCCAGGGGACCCUGAAUCGGACUGGCAGAGGCUCCCGCGGCAGGAAGCCCCGCAACGGCCUGGCGUCAGCUACCGUCCCUCCCCGCACAAAGCCCCCAGCGACAGGGACAGGGAGACGGAGCUCGAGCCGCCGCGACCUCUCCACCGAGGUCGGGCAGGGCAGCGGCCCCAGCCCUGCUCACUGGCAGACCAGGGACGCAGCCUGACGCACGCCCGCAGCAGGGAGAACCUCAUCGAGCAGCAGCUGAGGAGGAUCGAGGCAGAGCUGAGGGACAUCCAGAGGCAGCGGGAGGCUGAGGAGGACGAAGAGAAGGAGGACGAAGAGGGGGCAGAAUGCGUCGAGAUAAUGAGGGUGGAGAGGGAGAGGGGGUGGCAGAGGGAGCGGAGGGACAGUUUGGGGAGGCACAGGUCGGAGGAGGAGAGGUCAGAGGGGGAAAGUUCAGAGGGGGAGAGGUGGGGGAGGUUAGAGAGAGAGGGGUCAGAAGCGGAUAGGGAGAGGUCAGAGAGAAAGAGAUCAGAGAGGCAAAGGUCAAGAAGAACAGGGGAGAGGUCAAGAAGAUCAGAAGGGGAAAGGCCAGGGAGGUCAGAGGGCAUGAGGCCAGGGAGGCAUUGGUCGGAGAGCGAGCGAGGGAAAAAAGAAAUAGGGAGUGAGAGGGAAGAGAGAGGAAGGGCGAGGGAGAGGAACAAAAGGGAAAAGUGGGAGAGAUCGGAGAAAGAAAGGCUGGGGGAAAUAGAAAGAGAGGUGAAGCUGAGAGAUAGAGUGAGGGUGAGGGGAGGGAGUCGAGUGGGUGGCGGAAACUGGGAGAGUGCACAUAGCCACAGGGUGGGAGGACAGAGUGACGGGAGAGAAGGAGGGAGCGACAGGGGGGCAGCAGUGGGAGACGAGAGCCCGCAGGUCGCAGAAGAAGACUGCGACCACUCAAACCCGUUUGCAGGUUACAGCGAGAGCCCAGCCGAAGAGAAGCAGAACUCACGGAACACGGAGACCGAGUGCGGGGACGGCGAGCAGAGUGGGGAUGUGGGCUGGGACGGACACUACUCCCCCGAAGAGAAGGCUCACUGCUCUUACUGCGGCCGCCGAUUCGUUCUGGACCGACUCGACACACACACGGAGAUCUGCAAGAAGGUGUACAUGCGAAAACGGAAAAUAUAUGACUCUGCGCAAAAGAGGGCCAAGGGGACGGACCUGGAGAACUAUCAAUGCAGCCACAAGAUUGUUCCGAUACCGAAAGUCAACUGGAAGAAGAAGCACGAUUCCUUCAUCCGGAUGCUGCACGCUGCCCAGCAGGCCGAGUUGGAAGUGUAUCGCCGCAGGAAGGCGGCUCAAACUGCACCAGCGGGCGCAAACCGCCCAGACUUCAUACAGUGCCCUUCCUGCAGCCGCCGCUUUGAGCACAGCGUUGCUGAGGGACACAUCCCCAAGUGCAUGAGUCUGCGCAGCUGGCCUGGCCCUUCCAAGAGGUAGCUGAACCACUCACCCAGCCCUGGGCAGUGGACCAAGCAGGGAGCAGGGAGGAGGGAGCUGUUCCCGGGCUGAAAACACCAGCCCCAGCCAAAGGAGAGACUAAUCAAAUUGUAUCACUUCAUUUAUUUAAAUAAAUAAAUAUAAUUAUCAAAUGGCAGUAGCUAUAAAGGAACAGCGUCUCAACUGUGUCUGUCCUCCAAAGGUCCACCACAGUCAGGAACACUUCAUAUGUGUAGAGCAGAGUAUUGUCACUACUACAGAGCCUGAUAAUUACAAGGCUUUGAGCUUAAUGUCAGAAUAGGGAAGUUAUUGGGAUAUAUUUUGAAGCAUAGUAUUAAAUAUUGCUUGGACAGGGAAUGAUCAGAGACUGACAGCAGAAUGGUGUCAAGGGCCAACCUGGUGUGAUGAAUUGGACUACUUUUUUGUGUGGAAUUUAGUAUAUUGAUGAGUGCAGGGCAGUAGACGAGGAUCUUCAGUAUCUCUCAGCAAAUUAACACAGCCAUGCACCAGCAGAGUCAGGCUGACUAUCCCAAUCAACCCCUACCAGUAGAUAGUUUGUCUCAGAGUAUCCUUUCAUGGAGUCCUACAGCAUGGAAACAGCCCUUUGGCCCAACUCAUCUAUAUGCUGAUCAUAUUGCCCAGUGAGCUGCUCCCACUAAGUUUGGAUUCAUAGGACAGGAAUUAUCUGCCAUAUCCCAACUGCCCUUUAUUUGCUCUCUCAUUGUCUGUUAUCCCACUUGUGGCCAUGAAACACUUUUCUGCCCCUCAUGGACCUUGCUCCAGAGCCCUGGGGUCAUCUGAACAACCUCAUCUUCCCCAUCACAGACUCACUCUGUCCUAUCCACCUCCCUCGCACUUGCUUUCAAACUAAACCUCAAUGUUUUCUCUCUGUCCCAGUACCGGUGAAGCCAACAACUGUUCUUACCUGCAUGAACCCUUCGUACUUUCGGAACACAGGGAACCUCCUCACUCCAGAGAAACCUCUACACUUCUACCUCACUGUCUAUUCUCUGACUUCAACCUACUUGCUUGAUGCCAGUGCUCUGUUGUCCCCUAGGUGUACGCUGAGCCUGGCAGUGUUCUGUAAGAAUACCCCGCCACCCUGGAUUCAGUGCCGAGGAGUGAGGGCACAGAGUUCAUCCGUCAUUCCCCACCCUCUCCCUCCCCCCGUCUGUCAAUACUGCACACACUCCCUCACCUGCCCCAGGAGGGAACGAGUCCUCGUCUGGUGGAGGGAAUGUUUCCAAAGCUGGGAGAGUCUAGAACCAGGGAGGACAGCCUCAGAAUACAAGGACACGCCUUUACAACAGAGAUGAGGAGGAAUUUCUUUAGCUGGAGGGUGGAGAGUGUGUGGAGUUAAUUGCCAUGGACAGCUGUGGAGGCCAAGUCAUUGGGUAUAUUUAAAGUGGAGGUUCAUAGGUUCUUGAUUAGUAAGGGCGUUGGAGGUUAUGGGGAGAAGGUAGAAUAGGGUUAAAAGGGAUAACAAAUCAGCUAUGAUGUAAUGGUGGGGGGG
Messenger RNA from Hypanus sabinus (Atlantic stingray), 4680 nucleotides. RefSeq names its product trichohyalin-like. The record is from RefSeq and is a predicted model, not a curated record. Bases 1329 to 3167 code for a protein of 612 amino acids. The transcript has 2 exons. Lineage: Eukaryota; Metazoa; Chordata; Chondrichthyes; Myliobatiformes; Dasyatidae.